AUGGCGGAAGGGACAAUGAAGGAGGCUUUUGACAAGUGUUAUAUAUUUCUUUCRCAGAUACAUGGUAGACAAACACUUGACGAAAACAUUGCUGAUAAUGGUGGAAUACGAAUCGCUUACGAGGCCUACUGCACAUCUCUAAAGUUCGAUGGCCCCGACCAAUCGUUACCGGGAAUCAACUUGACACAAAAACAAUUGUUCUUUUUAUCCUUUGGUCAGCUAUGGUGCAAGCACAAACCAAGAGCAUCAGCCAUCAAUUCMUURCAUACAGAUGUACAUAGCCCGGCCAAGGCGAGAGUCAAUGUUGUUCUACAAAAUAUGAAGGAAUUUGCUGAAACGUUCAACUGUCCAAAAGGAUCUCCAAUGAACCCUGAGAAAAAAUGUGUGAUUUGGUGAUCUUGGAAGCUCAAUAUUUAACGGGAUAGCUAAAUAUAAUUAUUUUUACAAAUAAAUUAGAAUUAGCCACGCACUUUGCAAAUAGUAAAUAACUACUAAUGAUUUCUAAUUAGACUUAAUARUAUGGUCUGGAUGAAACUWACUGKCUGACAAAUGGCUAAGAAUUUAUCCGACAAAUUUCUAAAGGCCRAACAAGACGAUACCCUUACAAAUAUCGUAUGCAACCUUUGAAAGUCAUCCUUAUAAUGUGGCGACAAUUGUCUUAGCGCUAUUAAGCAAUUGUUUUAAAUCUCUACGACAGCUUGUUGUAGCCAUGUUGAAAGGAUGACUAUGGCAUGCUGCAUUCGAUGGUUUGUAUGCAAAAGUUGUACCGUCUAAUUCGGCCUGAAGAAUCUCGUUUAAAAAUAAAAACUACGUCAAUUUGAAAUGGGAAUAGAAUGGUUAUAUUUUUAUGGGUUUAUACCUUAUAUUUAUUCAGCCUAAUUAUGGCUGUUUAAUUUGAGACUGAAUAAAAAAUACUUUGAAAUAACA
Messenger RNA from Exaiptasia diaphana, 927 nucleotides. RefSeq names its product membrane metallo-endopeptidase-like 1. The record is from RefSeq and is a predicted model, not a curated record. Bases 1 to 396 code for a protein of 131 amino acids. NCBI's taxonomy places the organism in Eukaryota, Metazoa, Cnidaria, Anthozoa, Actiniaria, Aiptasiidae. The transcript has 4 exons. Gene Ontology annotation, biological process: protein processing. Gene Ontology annotation, molecular function: metalloendopeptidase activity. Gene Ontology annotation, cellular component: plasma membrane.